Messenger RNA from Diatraea saccharalis (sugarcane borer), 4247 nucleotides. The record is from the annotation of a GenBank genome assembly. Lineage: Eukaryota; Metazoa; Arthropoda; Insecta; Lepidoptera; Crambidae.
AGUUGUCAUGGUUGUCAUUGUCAAUAAAAACAUCGUGUAGGUGUAACUCGCUGAAUUUGUAUAAAGAUUUUGUUUUACUUAACUGAUUUUAUUUUUUUGUUGUAAUAAAGACCUAAAUUUUGUCUGUUCAUUAAGUGUGGUAGUUUUAAUUGGUGAGUUGAAUCAUUCAAAAGUAUUAACAUCUAGCAUUUCAUUGUCUGUUUAACAUGGCGUUUAUGGCGACAUGUGCAAACGAUUACGCUCGUCCUUUAUUGUAUUAGUUACGUUACGACCUAAGUACUUACUCAAAAACUGUGUCGAGAAGCGCCUGUAACACAUUUUGUGUUUAAUUAUUAUUCUUUUAUUACACUACGGGUUUGCGGUUUCGAAUGUAACGUUACCAACCAAGCAUUGCAAUGGUGAAAACCCGUCGGAGUAAUGGAGAGAACGGAGAGGUUGACGACGGAAAUUAUACUAUUAACGACAUUGGCAGCGUCUCUGAUGAGAAGGCAUCAAAUUGGUCACAACGAGAGCUGAGGAGUAGCCAGUAUAAAGUUACAAGGAAAAUUCAACAUUGGCCAACUAAAUAUAGCCGUCGCCGUCGUACAAUCAAAAUGCCACGUUUGAUGUUUCCAGAGAGCGACACUGAACCUGAAAAAUAUUCUAGAAGAUCGAGACAAGUGAGAGUUUUCUUUGCAGAGGAUGAUGUUUCAGCUAAUAGAAGCAUGAGAAUUAGAAGUAAACCUAGAAAAAAUUACGUGGAAGACAGUGAAGAUAAACCUAUACAAGAAAAUGUUCGAAGAAGCUGCCGUAAACGCAAAUUGCUACAUCACAAUUUUAAUGAGAGUUGGAUUACCAACGAACUAAAGGUCAAAGGUUAUCCCGAUACAUAUGGUUUACCUGUGUCUACUUCAUCAGAUGAGUCUAGUUCUGGUGAUGAAACAAGAGCAACUAAGAAAAUCAAUCACAAUAUUCCAGCCAAUACAGAUGAAGAUACACAAUUGUCGUCUCGCCAACAAAGAAAAUCAGCUAGGUUUAGUAAGAAAAGUAAUGAUGCUUCUGAAUCCGAUUCCGAGGAUGACAAUAACCAGACUGUAAUAGAGAAAAAACCUGUAACUACAGAGGAUGAACAAGUCAAGAGAGAAGGUGAUGAAGCACCACCACUUAGUGAUAAGAACGAUGUUGAAAUGCCGGACCAGAAUCAGGAUAGCGAAAGUAACCAAGCUGCUACCAGAAUCACUCCCAAAAAGAAAAAAGGCCGACCAAAGAAAGAAGACAGUCAACAAGAAACAGAGACGUCGUCAUCGGAAUCGGGCAGUGAGUUAUCGCUCAAUAGACAGCCGCGUCGCUCUAAACGCACAAGGAACCCCAAACCCGCCUUCGUGCAAAUCGCUCAGCGGGAAACCAGGGGCAGAGCUAAAACAUUUACAAUAAGGAAGAAACCAUAUUCAUUAAGGGAGAGAAAACCGAAAAUCCUUCGUAGGAAGACAAUUAGAUCUCAGUCACCAUCUUCUAGUAGCAGCAGUAGUACUUCGAGUAGCGAUACGGAAGAAGACCUAAAUGUUUCUAUGAAAAAUAAAACCAAAGGAAGACAAAAGUCGAGAGGUACUGAUGACAAGAAAUCAUCUGAUAGGGCAUUGAGGGAUAUACAACCUGUUGAGGUUGAUGGAAGUGUGAGAUUCUCAUCGGUGGGCGGUUUAGAAGAACACAUUAAAUGUCUACGGGAGAUGGUACUCUUUCCUCUCAUGUAUCCGGAUCUAUUUCAAAAGUUCAAGACUCGUCCGGCCAAAGGCGUUCUAUUUCACGGUCCGCCAGGUACUGGCAAGACUUUGUUGGCCCGUGCUCUUGCCAAUGAGUGUACUCUAAUUGGUGGCAGAAAAGUAGCCUUCUUCAUGAGGAAGGGCGCCGAUUGUCUGAAAAAAUGGGUUGGUGAAAGCGAAAGGCAUCUUAAGCUGCUUUUUCAACAGGCAAAUAAAAUGAAGCCGUCAAUAAUAUUUUUUGACGAGAUAGAUGCACUCGCGCCUGUCCGAAGCGUACGUCAGGAACAAGUGCACACUAGCGUAGUGGGCACCUUGUUAGCUGAAAUGGACGGCCUGUGCGAUCGAGGUGAAGUGGUUAUAAUAGGCGCUACAAAUCGCCUCGACGCUGUAGACCCGGCGUUAAGACGUGCGGGUCGUUUCGACCGCGAGCUAUACUUUCCACCGCCUGCUACGGCCGCCCGGCGUGACAUACUAGACAUAUACACGCAGCAUUGGACACCGAAGUUGCCGCAUCAAGAAUUAGACCAUAUAGCACAACUAACAAGCGGUUAUGGAGGAUCGGAUUUAAAAGCGCUUUGCUCAGAAGCAGUUUUGAAAGCGUUAAGAAGGGUGUACCCACAAGUAUACGAAAGCGAAUAUGCACUUCUUAUAGAUGCGAAAAAUGUACAAGUCACGAAGCGAGAUAUGCUCGAUGCGAUGGAUUCAUUAGUGGCGGCUGGAGCUCGUAGUAGUCCUUUAGCAGCGCGCCGCCUCCCACCUCAUUAUGAGCCUUUGUUGUCGCCGCAGCUGCAAGCCGCCGCGCUGCUACUGCGUUACCACCGUCCUCUAGCCGGCCCAAUGAAUCGUUCAUUAACACCUAGUGCGUUACUCAUUACCGGCGAGUGUGCCGAAACCUUCAUAGCUCCAGCGAUCCUAUCUGAUAUGGAAAAUUAUACUGUUAAAGAACUCAGCAUGGCUACUCUACACUCUGCCGUUGCGUUCACCCCUGAACAGGCCAUUAUAUCGUUGUUUUCGGAAUGUCGUCGGGCGGAUCGCGGCUGCGUACUGUUCGUUCGCGACAUACUAUCCGUGUGGAUUUCGUUGACCGGCGCGGGUACUGCGUUACUAUUGCAGUUGUGGAGAACGCGCGCCGCCGGUGACAAUACACUAUUGUUGGCAACCACUUCGUUACCGCACGUUGAAUUACCGCCAGAGCUGCAAGAGCUAUUUCCACUGUACAAAGAUUGCGUAUACAAAAUGCGCGAGCCAAGUGCCGCUGAAGUGAUCGCAUUUCUGAAACCUAUGGUUGCCGAAGCACUUGUAGAACCACCACCAGUGGAGAACACCGAUCCACCGCCUCCGUUGCCAAGAGCGCCACCGCCUCCGCCGCCUCGAGAGACUGAAGAAGAAAUAGCUCGGCGGAAGCGCAAGGAAGAUUAUAAGCUUCGUGAAUUGCGUAUAUUUUUAAGGGACAUCUGCCGUAAACUCGCCUCCAACCGUCGUUUCUACAAGUUCACAAAACCAGUCGAUUUGGAAGAGGUAACGGACUACCUCGACAUUGUAAAGCAGCCGAUGGACUUAGAGACGAUGAUGACUAAAGUCGACAUGCACAAGUACAACUGCGCAAAAGAGUUUCUGGAUGAUAUAGACCUCAUUUGUGCGAACGCACUGGAAUACAAUCCCGACAGGACAUCGUCUGAUAAACAAAUACGUCACGAGGCGUGCUCGCUCAGAGAUCAUGCUCACGCGCUUAUAGACGUUGAAAUGGACAGCGACUUCGAAGUGGAAUGUCAAGAGAUCGCCAAGAAACGUCGGGAGGAAGGCGAUAUUGCCGACAACGACUUGCCAGAUUUUAUCUACACAGCUUCUAAUUUGCCUCAUGAUUUAGCCGAUUCAAUUGCAAACGAUAGUAAAAUACGCACUCCACAAAAUGGUGAUAAAAGUGAAUCUCAUUCGGCGAGGCGCAAGCGCAGGCGCAUGAACGCUUGGUCCAAGGGUUUAGUUGUAAAGAGGCAAAAAACAUCACAGAAGUUUGCAUUUCAGACUUUCAAAGAUUCGGGCAUGCCGAUAACGGACGAAGAGUCCAAAGAGAAUAAACCAAUAACGUCGACUCCGUUGCCGAACGGCGAAGUGACGUCAUCGUCCGAGUCUGACGAUAAUGCACCUCUGAGGAGGCCACAAGACGAAACACUGUUCAAUGUUAGCGCUUACACUACAAGCAACAACCAUGUAUUAGACAGUCCAACAAAAUCGACAGAUAAGUCGACACCGAAAACUUCACCAAAGAAAAGGAAUUCAGGGCAUGACAUAAAUACAGAUACAGAGAGAGUACUGAUAAACAAGACUGAGUUAGAUAACGUUGUAUAUAAGAAUGCGAAAGCCCUCCGCUCUAUAGGGCUUAAUGCUUUAUUGGACCUCCAUACGCAGGCGAGUGAACACAUCCGAACAUAUUCCACAAAACACGAUCGCACCAAAUUACCACAAGAGCUCCAAUCCAUAGUUACAAGGUAUCUACAAAUGGCAAAGUGA